ACUCACGAAAUGCCCAAGUAAGUGUCUUCAUUGAUUGGUACGUGCCAUUAUAAUCUUUGGUCUCAUCCUAUUAACCCACCACCUUGUGUUCCAUUUUGAUGCAAAAAAUCAAAACCUGAUUCAUAAAGGAACGAACUUGGGAUUUGUUUUCUCGGAGAUGGCGUUGGUUAAGGUUGAUUUUGAGGUUGGAAGUGAUGGGGUCGCCGUUAUCACCAUGUGCAACCCACCUGUGAAUGCCUUGGCUAUUCCAAUUAUAAAGGGGUUGAAAGAUAGAUUCGAUGAGGCAGCGAGGAGGAAUGAUGUGAAAGCUAUAGUUUUGACUGGCAAAGGUGGGAGAUUUUCGGGUGGCUUUGACAUCAGUGUUAUGCAGAAGGUUCACCAAACUGGUGAUAUUACACUUGUCCCUGAUGUGUCUGUGGAACUAGUGGUCAAUACAAUUGAAGAUUCGAAGAAGCCUGUUGUUGCGGCAGUGGAGGGGCUUGCUCUUGGAGGUGGCUUAGAACUGGCCAUGGGAUGCCAUGCACGUGUUGCAGCUCCAAGAACUCAACUGGGUCUGCCAGAACUGACACUUGGUAUUAUUCCUGGAUUUGGAGGCACUCAGCGUCUUCCAAGGCUUGUUGGGCUGCAUAAAGCAGUUGAAAUGAUGCUGUCAUCUAAACCAAUCAUGUCAGAAGAAGGGAAGAAACUUGGACUUGUUGAUGCUAUUGUGUCUUCUGAGGAGUUACUAAAGGUAUCUCGACUGUGGGCACUUGAAAUUGGAGAGAGGCGCAAACCUUGGAUUCGUUCACUUCAUAGGACAGACAAGCUUGGUUCCUUGUCUGAAGCACGUGACGUGUUGAGAACUGCCCGACAACAUGUCAAGAAGAUUGCUCCACAUAUGCCUCAGCAGCAGGCUUGCAUAGAUGUGAUUGAGCAUGGAGUAGUUCAUGGAGGAUACAGUGGGGUUUUAAGGGAAGCAGAAGUUUUCAAGCAGUUGGUCAUAUCUGACACCUCGAAAGGCUUAAUUAAUGUCUUCUUUGCUCAACGGGCAAUAUCAAAGGUGCCUGGUGUAACUGAUAUUGGCCUUAAGCCAAGAAAAGUGAAAAAAGCUGCUGUUAUUGGGGGAGGUCUAAUGGGUUCUGGCAUUGCUACAGCUCUUAUAGUGAGCAACAUUCAUGUUAUACUCAAGGAAAUCAAUUCUGAAUAUCUUCUGAAGGGAAUAAAAACAAUAGAAGCAAAUGUUCGUGGCUUAGUAACAAGAGGAAGAUUGACAAAACAGAAGGCAGAUGGAGCACUAUCAUUGCUUAAAGGUGUUCUGGAUUACAAAGAAUUUAAAGAUGUGGACAUGGUAAUUGAGGCUGUAAUUGAGAAGAUCAGUCUCAAACAAGCUAUAUUUAGUGAUCUUGAGAAGUUCUGUCCUCCACACUGCAUUUUAGCAACAAACACAUCAACUAUUGACCUUAACAUCGUUGGUGAAAAGACCAGCUCUCAAGAUCGCAUCGUGGGUGCUCAUUUUUUCAGUCCAGCUCACAUUAUGCCCCUUUUGGAGAUUGUACGGACUGAUAAAACUUCUGCACAACUAAUUCUUGAUCUGAUGAUGGUUGGUAAAAUCAUAAAGAAGUCUCCUGUUGUGGUGGGUAACUGUACUGGCUUUGCAGUGAAUAGAACAUUCUUCCCAUAUUCACAAGGUGCCCAUUUAUUGGUCAACUUGGGCGUGGACGUUUUCAGAAUUGACAGAUUGAUAAGCAAUUUUGGCCUUCCAAUGGGUCCUUUCCAGCUUCAAGACUUGUCUGGCUAUGGAGUUGCCAUGGCAGUUGGAAAAGAAUUUGCUGGUGCAUUUCCUGAUCGCACCUUUCGAUCUCCACUACUCGAUCUUUUGAUCAAAAGUGGGCGAAAUGGUAAAAACAAUGGGAAAGGAUACUACAUUUAUGAAAAGGGUAGCCGACCAAAACCUGAUCUCUCAGUACUGCCAAUUGUUGAGGAGUCUAGAAGACUGUGUAAUAUCAUGCCUGGUGGAAAGCCUAUAUCUGUUACUGACCAAGAGAUUGUGGAGAUGAUACUCUUCCCAAUCGUGAAUGAGGCAUGCCGUGUUUUAGAAGAAGGAGUUGUUAUUCGAGCAUCAGACCUUGAUAUAGCAUCUGUUCUUGGAAUGAGCUUCCCAAAUUACCGGGGUGGUCUUGUUUGCUGGGCAGAUUUGGUUGGGGCUGAUCAUGUAUAUACCAGCCUAAAAAAAUGGGCACAAUUAUAUGGUAACUUCUAUAAACCAUCAAGGUAUUUGGAAGAAAGAGCGGCUAAAGGCAUUCCUUUGAGUGCACCUGCUUCAUCUAUUCCAAAGUCAAAGGCGCGCCUAUGAGAAGGAAAUGAUUUCUUGAAGUAUGCAGCAUGUUGGAUGUCAUUGGAUAGGAAAUAUAACUCGUUAUAUUUACUUCCUUCCAAAUUUAAAUUAUAAAUUGAGUUUGGUUUCCCAAAAUUAUAUUUUCACCCCUACCCACCACAAAACAAAACUAGAAUUUAUGAAGGAAAAGAAUUGUUUCUUGUGACGUGAUGAGGUAAAGUCUUCGUCUGCUACACUUUGAACAUGCAUCUUCAAAAUAAUUAUUGGGAUUAACUACAAUCCCCUCUAUUGAACGCUCCUGAGAAGUAUAAGCUGAAUUCCUUCUAGUUUGGUAUAUAUAUAUAUAUAAGCUGUUAUAUUGCGUUGG
This is a messenger RNA of Abrus precatorius (Indian licorice), 2681 nucleotides long. RefSeq names its product peroxisomal fatty acid beta-oxidation multifunctional protein AIM1. Gene Ontology annotation, cellular component: peroxisome. Gene Ontology annotation, biological process: fatty acid beta-oxidation. The transcript has 18 exons. Lineage: Eukaryota; Viridiplantae; Streptophyta; Magnoliopsida; Fabales; Fabaceae. The coding region runs from base 158 to 2332 and encodes 724 amino acids. The record is from RefSeq and is a predicted model, not a curated record. Gene Ontology annotation, molecular function: NAD+ binding; (3S)-3-hydroxyacyl-CoA dehydrogenase (NAD+) activity.